Messenger RNA from Aspergillus nidulans FGSC A4, 1175 nucleotides. Its product is annotated as thioredoxin trxA. Lineage: Eukaryota; Fungi; Ascomycota; Eurotiomycetes; Eurotiales; Aspergillaceae. The record is from RefSeq and is a predicted model, not a curated record. Bases 21 to 590 code for a protein of 189 amino acids. Gene Ontology annotation, molecular function: protein-disulfide reductase activity. The transcript has 3 exons.
UAAUAUAUAACUCAUCAAAUAUGUCUUCCCUGGGAUUGACAAAUCAGGCUUCCACUGUCCUGCGCGCUCUACGCCCGCGUUGUCUUCGUCCGUCAGCCGUCUCGGUCUCCUCUGCCAGAUCUCUCACUACUCGAGCAUCUACCCUCACUUUCACUGUCUCGCGCCCACGCAUCUCCGUGCCCAAAAACUACAACAGCUUCGCUAAACGCGCCUUUUCAUCAUCCCCUACCGUCUUCUUUCACCCCUCAGCCGCAAAAAUGGGUGCCUCUGAACACGUCCCCCCCAUUACCUCUAAGGCCGAAUUCCAGGAGAAGGUCCUGAACGCCAAGGGCUUCGUCGUCGUCGACUGCUUCGCGACAUGGUGCGGUCCCUGCAAGGCCAUUGCGCCCACCGUUGAGAAAUUCGCCCAGACCUACACCGACGCUUCAUUCUACCAGAUUGAUGUUGACGAGCUCUCCGAGGUUGCCGCUGAGCUCGGUAUUCGCGCCAUGCCUACUUUCCUUCUGUUCAAGGAUGGCCAGAAGGUUAGCGAUGUGGUUGGUGCCAACCCCGGUGCGCUCGAGGCCGGUAUCAAGGCUCUGCUUGCUUAGAUCAUUGUCUAGCGGUCAGAACGGGAUUGUCCCCUAAUUCUUGAGAUAUGCAAAUGUUCGAUUAUUUUUUGCUAUAUGCAGACUCUGGUCUGUAUGAAACGUUACUCAUCCCUGACGUAUCUUGUUUGUGAAGUAUGUUUGUAUAUUUCGUGGCACUCUCGAAUGAACGAAGGAUCCACUCGGCUUCUCCCGCAGUGUAUAGCUUCGUAGUCAUGCUCUGCGGCAUAGAAAGCCGAGCAUUGCGGAAAUAUCAGACGAUCUAUGCACUUAUAUAAGACUCGGAGCAUUUAUGCGCUAGACACUGGGAGGGAACGCCCUAUUGACGACGACCCAUGGUAGAGGUUUCCGCUACCAUAAACAUAGGGAGUAUCUCGACGACUUGCGCUCUAUAACAUAGACUGGAAGGUACCCCGUACAUAAGCUUCAUUACUGAACUAAAGUCUUCGCUUGAGCCCCCCAUAUGACAUGUACGUAUAACCAAGAAAUCAUAUCAGCAUAGUUGUAAAGCGAUGCUACUAUAAUAGAACAUAUACGCCAAUAUCAGCGCAAAUCGAUUGCUCAUGUAAGCUCAUAUGGAGCUUCCGA